This is a messenger RNA of Naegleria fowleri, 3477 nucleotides long. RefSeq lists its product as uncharacterized. The transcript has 2 exons. Bases 1 to 3477 code for a protein of 1158 amino acids. NCBI's taxonomy places the organism in Eukaryota, Heterolobosea, Eutetramitea, Acrasida, Naegleriidae. The record is from RefSeq and is a predicted model, not a curated record.
AUGCUGCCACACAAACAGAGAAAGAAAAUAGGAAGUGUGAUGGAUGAAGAGAGAGUGGAAGAUCUUCCUCAUCCUGGUGAGAAUGAUGAAAAAAGAAUGAAAGAAAGAAAAUCCAGAAGAGUUUUCGGGGAUUCAAAAUCUAAAAGAAAAUAUAGUUCGGAGACUCUUCAGACUGAGAAGAAAGCAAAGAAAACAAAACAAAGCAACUCAGCCUCGUAUGAAUGCAGCAAAACCUCAUCUUCAAUUAUGGAAGAUGAGGAGGAGGAGGGGAAAUCAUCAAAUCCUACUUCGUCAGGUGUUGCUUCAUCGUCAGGUGUUAUAUCACCACCACAAUCAACACAACCAACCGCUCCUACUCAACAACAAGCGUCCACAGUUGUUCUUUCAUUCAACAAUUACGAAGAAUGGACAAAGAAAGAGGUUGCUUCUCUUCUCCAUAUGAAGAAACGUGAAGGUGGAGCCUCAUUGUCCGUGGUGAAAGUUAAGCCUCUAUAUAGUGCUGAUUUUGAUGGGUCUUCUCUUGACAACAUUGUUCAGGAUAUCAAGAGGCACGAUGUAGAUUUUGCAAUUAAAGCCAUGACUCAAAGCAAAGACUUUUCUCAGGUUUCUGAAAGUACUUGCAAGACAGUGGUAAAUUGGGUGGACAAUAAUUUGGUGCCCAAAUCUAUUAAAUUGUUGGACAAGGAUCAAGUGAAGUCUAAAUUACGUAGACUACUAAAAUCAAAAGAGGAUGCUGCUUUAGAUAAGAUACAAGUAGCACUAUUUGAUUUUAAGAAGGACCUUCUGAAGGAAAUAGAACAAGCACGCCGUAAUAACGUAAAAGAUUUCCAAAGUUUUUAUUCUGACACACGGAACGAGUUGGCAACCAUGCACCCUCAUAAGGUGUUGAAAGCUGAUAAUGUAAAUGAUUUUGAGCAAACAUUGCGCUCAAAGACUAUCAUUCCUGAGGUGAAAACUAAAUUUGGCUUUCCAAGAUUUGAUGAACAAUAUAAGUCUACUGAAUUGCCUUUAAUAGGUGGUUUAGUUGCCAAACAUGAACUACCAUAUUUUGCACAAUUCCAGUACACCAUGGCACAAGAUGAUGAGUUAUUGAAAAGGGUAGACGACAGUAAACGAAGUGCCUUAAUGUUUUUGGGUCCAUCUGGUGCUGGUAAGACAUCAACUUGCGUGCGUUUGUUAUGCCACAAUCCUGGAAUGAUUUUAACAUGUACCUCAACAUCAGAGGCAUCCAGUGGAUUGACAACCGAUUCGUUGAUGAAACAAGCAUUUGGCUACUUAAAUGGGAUGGAGGCUUAUGAACUUUUUGGCUCGGUUGAACAAGUAGUACUAUUUGUAUUCAUCUGUAGAUUGAUUUAUAUUUCAAAGCUAAUUGAUGAAGCCAAACAAAUGCCAACUGUAUUUGAAGACUUUGUUCAGAGAGAUAAGGAUGGAAAUAUUAUUAAUGGUGGAAUACUUCCAUACCUUGCGUAUAUGCAAUCAAAUGGCAAAACCGGCGCCAGUCAAGAAGCUCUAGAGUACGCAUUGGAAUAUGUUUAUUCUUCUCCGGAUGUCUUGAAGGCAUUUAUUGCAAAACUAGUGACCAAGAUAAUUAAGUCACUUAAUGACAAUUCUGCUCUAUUUGGAAUAGUUAAGAAAAUUGAACAUUUUGUUGUGGUUAUUGAUGAAGCAAAUGUUUAUGCAAGAAAAAAUACUGACUCUGAUACUGGUAUCUCUAAAACAGGUGGUUGUGAAAAGCUUUCCGAGUUAAUAAGUUCGAGUGGUGAGAAGAGAGGACUUUUAACCAAGUUUGCACAAUUAAUUGGUACCAUAGAAAAAUUUCAUGUAUCUAUAUUUUCUGGAACUAAUUUUUCUGUCGAUGUAGGAGAUAUUAUACAAUCAGCUCUUGGUAAAACUGAAGCAAAGAUUGAUAUAGUUAAAAUAUUUGACUUUGGUUUGGUUGCACGAGAUGAUAUUAUUUCAUUUUUAGAAAAACAUAUCGCAAUACCUGACGACGAGAAGGAAGAGAUUUUAUCCUAUUUACAUGAAAAAGGUUACAAGUACUUUAGAAGAAGAUUAAUCACAUUGGCAUUAGAAAAACUUUCUAAAAACUUGAAAGAGGCGAUUAUGAAGUCCGUAGAUGGUUUUUUAUCCGAAGCAGAAAAGAAGAUAAUAGAUCGCUAUUAUGAAACCUAUAAUUCGAAAUUGGCUCGUCGAUCAGAAACACAACAGGCAAUUCAACAAGCAAUUCAAGACGCCGUUGUUAAAUAUGUUGCUCAUUAUCAUUUUCCAUUUUUAGGUUCUGAAUUUAAAGUACACAUAGAUGGUGUUGCUGACGCUUUGCUCUCUUCUGGAUUUGCUGGACCAGAAAGCUCCAACCUUGAAAAUGAUCAGACCAGACGUUAUUUUAUAUAUUCUGCAAAGGACUUUAUUGGAUACACACUUGGACUAAAAUUUCUAAAAAAGAUAUUACGCAACAAAGAUGAUUCAGAAUUGAAGGAAUUAAAUGAUUCAGAAUUGAAAGAAUUAAAUGAUUCAGAAUUGAUGAAAAGGAUUAUUCAAGAGAUGAUCAAAUUGCUCCUGGAAUCUUCAGACCACAACAUUGAUUUGGAAUCGAUUGUUAUGUUAAGACUCGCGGAGUUGGACGGUAUAUGUUUAUCUGACAUUGGUUGUUUCAAACCACUAAUCACCAACAAUCUAAACCUAAAAGAUCAUAUAUUCAAGUGCAAACAUUGUUUAGAUCCCAAUGGAUAUAUUGAAUACUGUAUUUCGAAAGGUGCUAUAAAACCAGAGAAGAAGAAAGAUUUAAAUGGAGAAAAGUUGUUCUGGAAACACUUUGCCGAGAAGAAGUGGGCUUUACUUGAUGGGGUUUUUAUUACUCUAUCUAAUUCACACCAUAACGACCUGUUUGGUAUUAAUAGAAUUGAUGGCUCUACAAAUUUGAUCAUACCAAUGGGUUUCCAGUGUAAAGUGCAAGCUGGAACUAAAUUUAGCCCACAUUCAUAUUUCAGUUCCACUAUCCCUGAACUAUUUUAUCUCGAUAAUUAUGCACAACUGAAACCUGAGACCCUUUACAAUUUAAAUAGUUAUCAUAUUGCAGAAACCAAGAUUAACAAGAAAAACCGUUUCGUUGUGAAAGAUAAUUCAAAAAGCAUUAUAGAUGAUGUGAAUGGCAAAGGCAUGAAAAUUAAUUCAAGUGCAAAAUGGUAUAAUGAUAUCAGAGAUGCUGUUUUAGAAGUGUUUGAAUCGUCAAAGAUGAUGCAGGUGUGUGUUGGACUUCAUGUAACUGAAACAUUUUCGAAAGAGGUUGUAAAGAAAUACCAGAAAAACUAUUUAUGCUCCUUUGUUGACAUGAGCAAUUAUAACUUACUCUUUGAUAAAGAACAGGAGACAUAUUUAAAGAACUUUUUAAACACAGUGGCAGAACGAGUGAAGAUGAAUAAUAAGAAGAAGAAUAAGAAGAAUAAUAAGAAGAAUAAGAAUAACAUGAAAAAGAAAUAA